AUGGCCGGCUCAAUCAUUGCGUCUCCCGCGCCCUAUCACAUCCUUGCCUACGGCACUCUUGUUGGCACAUCAUUUUUCCACACCUUUGUGAACAGCCCGAUCCUGUUCAAAAACACCGAGCGGCCCGUCUUCUCCGCCAUCCAGGCCAAGGCGUUCCCCGUCUACUUUGGCCUGCAGACCGCGCUGCCCGCCAUCCUCGCGCUCACCUUCCCCGGGAACGCCCUGCUCGCCACGCCCGGCGGCGUCUCCGCGCUCCUCGCCGAGUCCAACCGCUGGGGCUCGCUGGUGCCCAUCGUCGCCAUGUUCGUCUCGGGCGCGCUCAACCUGUUCGUGCUGUUGCCGGCGUCCAGGGAGGUCAUGAAGCAGCGUCAAGGUCAAGCCAAGCGCGACGGCAAGCAGUGGCACGAGGAGGGUCCUCACUCGGAGGAGAUGAAGGCUCUGAGCAAGCGUUUCGGCAUGCUCCACGGCAUCUCGUCCCUGCUUAACCUGGCAACCUUCAUCGGCGCCGUCACAUAUAGUUUCACGCUCGGGGCACGCUUGUGA
This is a messenger RNA of Cordyceps fumosorosea ARSEF 2679, 543 nucleotides long. RefSeq lists its product as hypothetical. Lineage: Eukaryota; Fungi; Ascomycota; Sordariomycetes; Hypocreales; Cordycipitaceae. The coding region runs from base 1 to 543 and encodes 180 amino acids. The transcript has 4 exons. The record is from RefSeq and is a predicted model, not a curated record.